This is a messenger RNA of Ostreococcus tauri, 1563 nucleotides long. Its product is annotated as DNA-directed RNA polymerase delta subunit/Asxl. NCBI's taxonomy places the organism in Eukaryota, Viridiplantae, Chlorophyta, Mamiellophyceae, Mamiellales, Bathycoccaceae. The coding region runs from base 1 to 1563 and encodes 520 amino acids. The record is from RefSeq and is a predicted model, not a curated record. Gene Ontology annotation, biological process: regulation of DNA-templated transcription. The transcript is spliced from 3 exons.
AUGUCGUGUAAAUUUCGUGAAGGGACGAUCAAGCGGGCGUGUUACGAUGCGCUACGCGAAGCUGGGAGUCAGGGGCUCACGGUGAAGGAAAUCGCGCAAGCGGUGCGAGAGCAGACCGGUGGGGUCAAGCUUGGCGGGGCGACGCCGCAGAACACGAUCGUUGGGCAGCUCUCUAAAGAUCCGACGUUUAUUUUGGUUAAGCGCGCGACUUACAGAGUUGCAAUCGAUGGUGAGAGUGACGAUGGAACUGAGUUCCAUGCCUCAGGUGAACGAGAGGGUCGGAAUAAGCGAGCGAAGACGAGGAACGAGAGCGAGUCGGCGAGCGAAAAAAGCACGGGCUCAGAGUUCGUCGACGCAAAUCUGGCGUACGAACCCGGAUGCAUGGUAGAGGUGGCCCGCCCACACAAGUCACAUGGUGCGACGUGGGCAAGUGCAAAGGUUAUCGAGAACGAUGGCGAGUUCAUUGUGUUGUCCGUCUCUCCUGAGGGCGGCGAUGACGCGACUGCAGACGUCGUUCGAUUGCCAACGCGUCUGUUGGCAAGCACAAUUAGACCGGCGCCCCCGGUCGAAAACUUAGCCGUGGAUCAAUCGCGACGAUUGAACGAGGAGGUGGAUGUGCACUACAACAAUAGAUGGUGCGAGGGCUACAUCUCUCAGGUCACUGACGCUCGCGGGAAGAUUGUCGUGUGCUUUCCAGGAGUGGGCGCAAACAACGACACAUCGUUGAUAGUGUUUCAAGACUCGACCGGUCAGUGCUGGAUUAGGGAGACUUGGAAUAAAACGCGACCGAAGCGAGCGUCCAUCAGACGCGGAUGGACUCUCUCGCUUCAAGGUGAAUGGUCGCCAAGAGGCGCGCCGCAGGAAAACGGUGCAGCUGCACCGGACUCGGCGUACAAGCAACUCGCAGCGAUCAGCAUGAUCGAAGCAGGGGACAGUACCAAGCUCGGUUUUAAGCGCGACGGUACCACGAUUUCGCUGAGUGAACAACCCUCUAGGCUUGAAUCACACGCCGCGACGACGACGGAACUCAACGGGUCGUACAUCGGCGACUCAGCCAAGGGCGUCGUCACCUCGGACGAGACGGACUGUCCUUUCAAAUCCAUCUCUGAGGCGUGCUAUCACUUGCUGCUCACCGCCGGUCCGGAAGGUCUUCAGGUAAGCAAAAUGGUGCGCACUAUUCAAGAACGUUCUCUCGUCAAGCUUGCCGGGAAGACGCCUGCGAACACCGUGUACAGUAGGCUGAGUCAAGAUGCGAGAUUCGUCAACGUCUCUCGCGGUGCGUACGCGUUGGAGAGCAUCGUCGCAGACGCCACAAAGAACAUGAAAACGUCUCCGCAACAGCGAUCACAAGUCGACGAGUCUCCGAAGCGGCCCAGACCGCGCAUUUCAGAGGUAAAUCCGCGAGUGUAUCCCAUGAGCACAGACAACUCCGCGGUCCAUCGCGACGGUCUCGUAAGCGCCACUCCGUCCAUCGCGGGUGACUAUCACGGAGCGUCCCUGAGCUGCAUGUCCGAGCUUUCCAACGCGAGCGAGCUCCUUCUGGGUUUGCGAGGCAAACGCUGA